AUGGAGGCCAUGAUUGAUAUUGAUGAAAGCACAAAGCAUUGGACUGUAGACAUUGCCAGACCCGAGUUCGACAAAGAUGUUGUUAUGGCUUCAGAAGCAGAUUUUGUUGUUGAACGAAUUGAUUUGGGGGUUAGAACCAGAACGAGAAAAGAAGAGAAGAAAAAGAAGAGAAAAGAGGAGAGAGAGGCAAAGAAAGAAGCUCAGGCCACACCUAAUGUUUUCCUAGUUACAACUAAACCACCUAAACAAUGGGAAGGACCAUUUGGUGAGCUUACUAGCCCUAAACCUAAGGAAAUAAAGAAAAGAAAAAAAAAACCUGUAAGAGAAUAUGUUGCAGUAUCUUCACAAGAGACAAAGUCAGAAGAAGAAAUCAGACAAGCUCCAAAGAAGAAAGGUGUUUUCACAGGAGUUGUUAGAGUACAACCCUCUGGAGAUAAAAAGGAAAAUCAAAAGAAGGAAUCAGAGAAGGAUCAACCCAAGAAGACACCUAAGGUUACUAUUGUACACAAAAGGAAGCCCAAAGGAGAUGAACAAUCUAAGUCAGAAACUAAGAGGAGAACCUGUAAGCAAAAGAGGUUAGAUGCUCAAGAAAUUAUAGAUCAAAUUAUUAAUGAUGAGAUCUGGAAAGAAACAAUAGAUAUAUGGGUAAGAAUUAUUUUGAGUAAAGGAUAUGAGCUAAGUCCCAGCUUUGUACAGUCUCAAAACAUUCAAUUACCAAAGGAUAAGGAAUCGGAAAGGAAAGAUGAACAAAAUGUGAAAAUUGAUCCACCGGUUACUACUCCACCAGCUCAUGAGCCAAAAUUUGACAUUGAGGAUACUCAGAAUCCUCCGAAAACAAAUGUACACGAUGUUGAGGAAGAGGUUGAAAAGGAAAAAGGUACAAAAGAAAAGGAAUCAGGGGAAGCACCAAAAGAGAGUGGUGCACCAAGUGGCGAAGCCACUGGUGAACAUGAGAUGCAAACUUUAGCAGACAAUGAACUUACAUAUAUACCCCAAAAUACCUCUACUGAAGACAAAGGCAAAAGGAUAGAAUCAGAUUUUCCUUAUGGAUUGGCAAUUGACACAUCUUUAACAAAAGAUAAAGGGAUUUAG
Messenger RNA from Cryptomeria japonica (Japanese cedar), 1092 nucleotides. RefSeq lists its product as uncharacterized. The record is from RefSeq and is a predicted model, not a curated record. Bases 1 to 1092 code for a protein of 363 amino acids. NCBI's taxonomy places the organism in Eukaryota, Viridiplantae, Streptophyta, Pinopsida, Cupressales, Cupressaceae. The transcript has 3 exons.